AUGUUCUCAGUCGACGUCAUUCGUCUCCUCGUUGCUGCCAUUGCAGUCAUUUUUCUCGAGCCAAUCGCGGCAGAUGACACGGCAAGUCGCACCAACUUACCUGUCUUCUUCUUCCACGGGGCCACGGGCAACUCGACCAAUGGCGCGAACAUUGGGGCCAAUUUGACUGCCGAAGGUCGCGCGUACACCGCCCUCACCUUUUGCUCGAACGCGUGUUCGAUCCACACGGCUAUUCCAGAUCAGGUGCAAUUAGCUAUCAAGCAAAUUCGCGCCAUCAUCGCAAAGGACGUGGCUACCUACGCUCAUGGGUACCAUUUCUUGGCCCACUCGCAAGGCGGCUCGAUUGCGCGUGGUGUGAUUGAGGACAUGGACGACCACAACGUGCACUCGUUCAUCAGUCUUGCAGGGGACGGCAAUGGCAACUUCUUUGGUCCGCAGGCAUCAGAUGCCGUUCCUCUUCAGGUGUUACUGCAGGCUCUUGGCCCUCUCGCGAUCGACAAGGCGGACUUUGACUUUGCCAAGUACGCGACCAACUCGACGUUGUUAGACGGCACGUUUCAGCGGGACCUGAUUGAGCUGGUGACGACAAAUGGAGCAUUGCAGACCAGGAGCUCUAUUGCAAACAUCAUCAGUCCUCCUCUGGACGAAAGUGCCCUCGUGAACUGGCUCAGCAUUAACCCGUUCAUUCCAAAAGUAAACAACCUACAACAGUGCGGCACCGAUGCUGUCUGUGCGGCUGACCAGACCCGUCGCAAGGCAAACUUCGUCAGGCUCAAGGCUGCUCACUUCUUCGCCUCGCCUCAGGAUGAUAUUCAAGCACCCUGGCAAAGCUGUUUGCUUGGCAAGUACUCGACCGUUGCGACGUUGGACGAAGUGGAGACGAAGUUUGCAGACUUAACGAUCGUCUCGAUGAAAGACACGGUCGAGUACAAGGACGAUCUGUAUGGUCUACAGACCCUUGACAACGCUGGUCGUCUGUACCUCCACGAGGUAGCUGACGUGCCGCACAACUGCUGGCUGUUCGACUACGUCUCGCUGGCCUCGGGCAUUGCGUGCCGACACGCGCCUGUGUAUGGCGCUGAAGUUCAUCCUCAACUAGUGUGA
Molecule: messenger RNA, 1104 nt
Organism: Hyaloperonospora brassicae
Lineage: Eukaryota; Oomycota; Peronosporomycetes; Peronosporales; Peronosporaceae
Source: the annotation of a GenBank genome assembly